UGAGAGACAGCGGGCGGCGCGCGCGUCCGCCGGUCACGUGGUGCAAAGCACGCGCCAAAACAAGAAUUAUUAAAAUACGUUUUUAUAAGCGAUAAAUUAUACAAUACCAUUAGUCAAGAUAUACAAUACUUUGUUAGACGUGGAAAUAGUAAACAGCAGGGUGCACACCAUGCAGCGUACUCCGAGCACGUCGGAGCGCACGCCACUAGUGCAGCCCGCAUACGUGUUCGAGUCCAGCAUUUCUCGUAGCUACCAGAAGCGUUUGCGCAACUUUCAAUGCUUCGUCUGCAUUGUUCUCAUUGUGCUGCUGUCAGUGACCCUACUCGUCACUGUAGGUUAUAACCUGGGGCUGGAGACCAGCGCCCUGGGCGAAAACCAGGAUGUCGACAACACGACGCUACCGACCACACUGUUGCCUCUACUCACCAUGACAUGGCCACUUUCAGGCAAGCCAUCAGCAGCAUGGAUGAACGAUCACCCGAGUACGGAGGCCGUGGCAUCCGCCGUCACCGCCGGCCAUCAGGCGCUUGCAGAACGGAGGAAGCUGGAAUCUUCUCUGGUCCCGCUGUCAAUGGACACGCCAGCGGCGCGAGCGCAACGUGCAGCUGCCACUGCUGCCGCCGUCAAACCCUUAGCAGAGGCAGCCUUUGCUGCAGAACACGCUACCAGGGUCCUCACCAAUGGUACGGACUCCUCAUUGCGUGAGGGCGGUGUUGGCGUGGGACCCGCCACCAACGGGUCCUUCUCGGAGCCCGCGUACUGUCGCCCUCCAACUGCCCCUUGUGUCAUGUCCAAAUAUCGCACGCUAGAUGGCACAUGCAAUAAUCUCAACAAUCCCAUAACAUGGGGCGUUUCCAAUACACCGUUCAGAAGAGUACUGCCGCCUGAUUACGGAGAUGGCAUCAGUUCCCCGCGCAAGGGCGUGGGCGGCGUGGACCUGCCGAGUGCCCGUGACGUGAGCGUGACGGUGCACCGGCCGAGCUACGCACACGACACCACCUUCACGGUGAUGCUGGCCGUGUGGGGACAGUUCCUAGACCACGACAUCACCGCCACCGCGCUCAGCAAGGGCGAGAACAGCAGCGCACUGUCUUGCUGCGCGCCAGACGCGGAGCUGACCCAUCCGGAGUGCUUCCCAGUGCGGCUGGAUGAAGAGGAUCCAUUCUACCAGGACUACAACCUCACGUGCAUGGAGUUCGUCAGGUCUGCACCCGCGCCUACCUGCCAUUUCGGUGUAAGAGAGCAGCUGAACCAAGCGACAGCCUUCAUCGACGCGUCCACAGUGUACAGCUUCACGGAGUGGAAGGCGACGCAGCUGAGGCUGGGCGCCGCUGGCCAGCUCAAGAUGCUGAAGAUCGGACCCUGGGAGCUGCUGCCGCCCUCCACGGACCCCAACGACGGCUGUAAUACUGUCGAGAUGACUGCCCAGGGACGGUAUUGCUUUGAAUCAGGCGACGACAGAGCGAACGAGAACCUGCACCUGACGACGAUGCACCUGCUGUGGGCGCGCCAGCACAACCGCGUGUCGGGCGCGCUCGCCGCGCUCAACCCCGCCUGGGACGACGACACGCUGUACCAGGAGGCGCGGCGCGUCCUCGGCGCGCAGAUGCAGCACAUCACCUACGCAGAGUUCCUCCCGGCUAUACUAGGUAUGGACGUGAUGUGGGCGCUGAACCUGACGCUGCAGACGGAGGGAUACUCCAGCGUGUACGACCCUACAGUGGACCCCUCCAUCGCCAACCACUUCUCCGCCGCCGCCUUCAGAUUCGCCCACACAUUGCUGCCGGGUCUGAUCCGCAACGUGGAGGCGGCGAACGGCACUGUGAACUACGUACACCUGCACGAGAUGUUGUUCAACCCGUACGCGCUGUACCUCGCGCGCGGCGCCACCGCCGCCGUCUCCUCCGCGCUGCACACGCCCGUGCACAGCGUCGACCCGCACGUCACCACUGAGCUCAGUAACCACUUAUUCGAGCGUCCAGUGGUGAUGAACGUAUCCUCUGUGCCGGUGAAGAAGCCCGGCCCCUGCGGCCUCGACCUCAUCUCGCUGAACAUCCAGCGAGGGCGGGACCACGGCCUGCCCUCCUACCCCGCCUGGCGAGACCACUGCGGCCUCUCCAGGCCGAAAACCUUCGAAGACCUCGAUGAGAUAUUCGACGCAUCCUCACUCAGUAGGAUUUGCAAGAUUUAUAACAACGUGGACGACAUCGACCUGUACACCGGAGCGCUGGCGGAGCAGCCGCACGGCAGGCUGCUGGGACCCACACUCACUUGCUUGCUGGCAGACCAGUUCUUAAGACUCAAGAUCGGCGACCGCUUCUGGUACGAGACCGACGACCCGCAAGUCUCCUUCACUACGGAACAACUUCAGGAAAUUAGAAAAACAACACUCGGUAGUGUGAUCUGCGCGAACGAGGAGUUGCUGGAGCAGGCGCAGCCGCGGGUGAUGGAGGCCCCGAGCGCCACCAACCCGCUGGUGGACUGCAAGGAGCUCCCGCAGCCAGACUUCACGCCCUGGAAGGUCCCCGGACCUGCUGUACCCGCGCCUAAAAAACCAGCAAAAAAAGACAAAAAAAUAAAACCAAAAAAAUUGUUGUAGUAAGAUAAUUUUAUAAAAAAAAACUGUAAACAGUUACGUAAUUUAUAAAAAAACCUUUGUAUAGUCUUCAUUUUCAUUCCCUUAUAUGUCUUUUUCCACUUGAAUUUGAUUUUUUAGUGGCCGAGUGGAAAUAAGCACUAAAUCAUGCGGGUACAAAUGCUAGUUUUGAAUGUUUGAUAAACGAUGCACGUUUUCCUAAACUUAUGUAAUUGUAAUUAAAUAGAUAAUUAAUUCUAUGUCUACUCUAGCAUCAUAAAAUAAAUUACUUAUAAACUACUCUUUUUCUGCCUUUUUUCAUACUAUAUGCAUCCUUGAUAAAACCAUUGUAAAUAUAUCAAUACACAGUUAUUUUGAAAAUCUCAGCUUCACUAUAUUUAAUUACCGUUUUGUCCAUUUUUCAUCUAAUAUAGCACGAUAGAUAUAGUAAUAAAUAAUUAUUAAUUUUGUAUCAUUGUAUUUUAUUGAUGUGAAUGCAAUCUGUGCCAAAACAAUAACGUUAUGAAUAAGCGGCUAUUUUAGCACCAGCUAAUUUUAACUAUAAAAUAACGUAACUAGUUACUCUUACGUUGAUCAAAACAGCUAUUUUAUUAAGCUUUCUGACAGUGAUUUUAAGCGUUUUUAACGUUUAACUUAUUUAUAGAAGUAAUUGUAAUUAAAUUAAGAGCCAAUUUGUUUAUGCUGUGAUUUGCUUUGUUACCUUUUUGCAACUAGUUUAAGUAGAGUUUAUUGGCUUUUUUAUAUAGUUGACACUUUCGUUUACAAUGGCGCUUCACUGGUAGUUUUGGCUUCUGUUUCAUUUGGCUUAUUUUAUU
Molecule: messenger RNA, 3411 nt
Organism: Papilio polytes (common Mormon)
Lineage: Eukaryota; Metazoa; Arthropoda; Insecta; Lepidoptera; Papilionidae
Gene: cd
Product: peroxidase
Exons: 14
Coding region: 170-2599 (809 amino acids)
Biological process (GO): response to oxidative stress
Molecular function (GO): peroxidase activity; heme binding
Source: RefSeq, a predicted model, not a curated record